AUGUCCUUACUCCAAGCACUGAACGUGUCGCAGAUAGUGGAGGUCUCUGAUAUCGCCUUCACAUUCACGUUCAGCCGGCUCACGCCACUCGCAAUCGUUGAGACGUUUGCUCUUGGAGUUGCGUUGACGCUGGUUUUAAUAUGGUUCUACUGGUCGUUGUUCAUACAACCCGCGCAAACCAUACUCAGACCAGCAGCUAUCACUCUCGUGGGACUAGUCGGAUUCCUUAUCCUGCAUUGGGCGCUGUAUAUGUCUGAUAUACUCGAUCUCUUCUGGGGACGGGCCUUGAAAAUGCCAUUCAUACUGUACAAAGGGAACCACUCGAACAUUCCUGGCCCCAAAAAUACAACUCCUAGUGGCGGGGCGCUCCACCUAGGGACUCAAGAGUGCGCUCUGCUAGCACUGCUCCCAUUUAUCGUGGAAACAGCUUUUUUUGGUGUCACCACCACACUAUUCAUCACACUGUGUUAUAUCACCAUUAACACCAUCCUACCUCAAGCGCGAGUUCAAGAGCAUUUUAUCCGUGGCUCCGCUCGUCUCGUCGCCGGGAAUUCUCUCACAACUACCCUGCCAUCUAUGUGGUACCUCUCCGCACACCUCGUCCUUGUAUCGAUCAACGUAGUCCUGAGCGAUGCCGUAGUGCUUUGGCGAAUGUGCGUACUCUGGGGCAUGCCACGGGGCCUUGUCGGUAUUUCUAUAUUUUUCAUCAUGUUAACUCUAUGCUCCUCCGUUGCCAACGUCUCAACUCUGAUCAGUACGAAGGCCUUGGUGCACGAGACUUCCAGUGAAUUGCCGACUGCAUACAAGUUUUACGCAAGAUUGCCGACAUUCAAUUAUUUCGUCUGGGGGAUGAUCACUAGCGUCUCUUCGCUGCUAUCCAACUUCACCUCGACGUGCAUGAUUGCGUGGAAAACAUGGACACAUCGCAAGAUUAUCGCCGUAUUUCUCAGAAAUAGCUCGCGCAGAAAUACCACGGACAGGGUCAUGAUCAUUCUCGUGGAGUCGGGCGCGAUGUACUGCUUACUAUGGGCGAGUGUCUUCAUCACGCUCGGGGCUCAGGGCAACUGUGAUAAAAUCUUACCCACACAGAUCCUGUGGUUGAUCAGCAGCGUCGGUAAGAUGCCGAACGUGACAGAAGCCUUUGUCGUCAACAAUUUUGUCGACUACAUGAACUCUGCUAUGGUACAGCUCACGGCGAUUUAUCCACUCAUAAUAUUCCUUCUCGUGGCGCUGGAGCGUACGCACUGUAAUCGCGGCUUCUUGCUCGGGGCGCCACCUCGUAUACGCCCGGUUGAGAUGGUUGUACGGCCUGUCACGCCCAUCCGGUUUCACGUCUCCACCGCUGACGACGACAACGCCAUCAAACCACCCACAGCUUCAAAGGUUCGACCGGGCUGA
Molecule: messenger RNA, 1398 nt
Organism: Punctularia strigosozonata HHB-11173 SS5
Lineage: Eukaryota; Fungi; Basidiomycota; Agaricomycetes; Corticiales; Punctulariaceae
Exons: 11
Coding region: 1-1398 (465 amino acids)
Source: RefSeq, a predicted model, not a curated record